UACAACAUAGCCAUCUUGUCAGUAGUGACUGAGGGAGGGAGGUGACUGUGGGCGCUGUUUAGAUCCUCGUUUUGUCUCAAAGCGUGAGGUUUAACUCAGUUUCCUUCCUUCGACCGCAGCCAGCUUCACCGUCGGAGCCCAAACGGGAGGACUUCCAGCCGGGGAAGUGUGCGGGCACGACGGACUGCUUUCUGGAAGAUGUCUCGCAUACUUGUUCCGACGUAGGGGGAGUGUGCAGCCGCCACUUGGCUUGACUUGCUAGCUAGCUCUGUGAGUGGAGGGCUGCGGGCCCUCCUCAGCCUCUACUAGCUCCUGCAGCUGGGCAACACACUGUGCGACAGCGGCCGCCUGACAACUGCACAGCCGGGAUAUUAGCAGGCCGGCCCGGACCCACCUACACCCCUCGGCUCGAUCCCCGCACAGGCGCUGGCUCGGGCGGCUGGUAGCGGCGUCUGAACUCGCAUCCGCCGGACUAGACGACACGAAGUGCGGCGUUGCGCUAUGAGCUCAUGAAACGAAACAGGAGACCGAGAGAGGAAGAGGGAUGGCGCAGAUUCAUCUCGAUUACAGUUGAGUAAAAUAGAUGAAAGUGUGCUCUUUAACAUGAUCUAAGCUGCUCCAGCUGCAACCAGCUCGUCCCUUUUCCGCGGAGGAUAAACAUAGCCAUACGGGGGACUCGGAAUCCGGCUCUCAAUAUGUCGAAAAUGCCGGCCAAGAAGAAGAGCUGCUUCCAGAUCACAAGUGUGACUCAGGCCCAGGUGGCGGCGAUAGGUGCCGCGGACGACACGGAGAGUCUGGACGACCCGGACGAGUCCCGGACUGAGGACGUGUCGUCGGAGAUAUACGACGUUUCCCGGGCCGAGUACGAGCCUGCGUGUGACAGGAGUUCGUCCGAAGAAGCGCUGAACAACGUCGGAGAGCCGGAGGCGAUCAGCGCUGUGGCCCCAUCUCACAUACCUCAAGCCGGUCACCUGUCUGCGCUGUCAGGCGCUUCCAUAGGGGAGUUCCGAAAAGUGCCGGGCUCAGCUCAAGGUGGUCACCAGCCGCAGGGCAGCGGCGUCACAACUGGUUUACCCAUCAUCCCUCAGCCAGGAGCAGGGCAUCAUCAGCCUGCUCCGGCCUCCAGCUUGUCAGCAAACACAUCCCAACCUGCUGCAGUGACCAGUUCAGCUGCUGCUCCUCCUCCUGCCACCUCCACGGUGAGUUGCACUUCACGCUUCAGGGUCAUCAAGCUCGAUCACGGUACUGGAGAACCCUUCCGGAGAGGCCGGUGGACGUGCACAGAGUUUUAUGAGAAAGACUCUGACGGCUCUGGCGUUGGUAGGACUAUAGACAGCAUCAGGCAUGCCAGUGCAACAUUGGACCCUGCUGCAGACAGAGACAGCGGGCUCAGCCUCACGGGGGUCUCUGUGCUUUCCUCAGGUCAGGGCUUGGGCUCCGUGGCAGAUCCUUCACUCCCAUCAUCCUGCAUGCAUUCAGUGGAGACACUACCGCAGCAACAGCAAAGCCACCAUCAAAACUUCAUCGCCCGACAACAGGUAGUUAGUGCGUCGGCCAUGCAGAGCGCUUUCUCCAGCAGCAAACCUACAGCUGUCCCGGCUCAGCAAACAGUGGGAGGUCUCCAGCCCUCUGCCCCACAGAGUGUGCUGCCAGUCGGACUAAAUGGCUUGCCUCAAUCUGGUGUCAUCAUCCAAAAGACCUCCAUCAUGCCUCCCACAGCCCAGCCCAGCACUUACUCUCCUCCGCAACAGCAGCACCAGCUUCCCAUUGGCCACCCCUUGACCGGCCAGUCAUCUGGACUGUUGCAGAACCAGACGGAGUACUAUCAGCAGCAACAGACUGCUUCCAUGCAGCCUGGGCUUUCCACCAGCCAGUCCCUCCCAGUGUCCGGCCUCUCAGCCGGGUUGCAGCCUGGGAGCCAAGGGCCUGCUUCAGUCAUUCCUCCAACCUCUGGAGGGGCGCCUGUGCCAAGUCAGGUUGGAGAUCUUGUUGGAGCAGGAGGGGGAUCCCUAACCACUGGACAACCAGCUCCGGGCCUCUUGCAGCAGCAGACUGUUGGAAUGGGAGGUGUCGGAGGCUCCAUACUGGUUGGUGGAUCCAUUCUCCAGCAGCAGACUGUGAGUCCGUAUGCCCCCGCUGGACAGCCUCAACCCCACGGCCUCCACCCUGCAUCCUCCAGUGUACAAAAUGUGCCUGUCAUGGCAGUGAGCUCCAGUGUGCCCCCCACUGUGCCCGCCGCUGUGCCCAGUACCUCCAGUGCAGCCAUGCCAAAUGUGACAGCUUCCAGUUUGCCUCUGGGUCUGAUACCCCACAAUAAGACUUCACUGGUGUUGGGGGCUCAGGGUCUCCCAGCACCUGGAUUUGGACAGGUGGAGGGUGGUGGAAGGAAGUCAGAGGGUCUCAUCAACUUACAGUCUCCUGUUGUCUCUGGGAAAGAACCAGUGAAGCCCCUCAUGCCUCAAAGCCUGCAGCUCACCACUCCAGCUGUCAACAGCCUGUUUGGAAUCCACAUACCUGUCGACGGGGAGGAGGACAGGAACCCCUCCAAGGCUUUCUACCAGGCCUUCCAGUCUGGCAGCAGAUUAAGAGACUCAAAGGCUCACAGUGAUAGUGCCUCUGGAACCAAUGUCGUUGCCAUUGAUAAUAAAAUAGAACAGGCUAUGGACCUGGUGAAAAGCCAUCUGAUGUAUGCAGUGCGUGAAGAGGUGGAGGUCUUGAAGGAACAGAUCAAGGAGCUGUUUGAGAGGAACUCUGUGCUGGAGCGGGAGAAUGCCGUGUUGAAAUCUCUGGCCAACAGCGAGCAGCUGUCUCAGCUGUCCACCCAGCCGGCCGCCAGCUCGGGUGCCACGCCUCCCCAGCAAGGACUCAGCCAUCCCCAGCAACAGGCCCCACCUCCGCUUCAAGCUCAAGUUCCGCCACAGUCGCACCCCCAGCUCCAGCACCACCCCAAACCCCAGCAGCUCCAGACUCAGCCCCAGCUCGACCCAGGCCAACAACAACAACAACUGCAACCCAACGUCACCUCUGCUUGAAGUGCAUCUGCCCCAUACGACGCAAAAAGAGCAUCUUCUCUACAGCUUAUUACAGUUAGUGUAUGUGAAAAUAAAAAGAAGAAAAAAACUGUGUCUUCUUAGCCACCAGCUUGACCACGAAGUACAGUGCUUGUGUGUAUGUGUGUGUGCGUGAGGGUGAGUUAGCAAGAAAGUGUGAAUUUGGUGUUGGAAUGUGUAUGCAUCUGUACUGUGGGCCUUUCCAGUGUUAAUGCAAUCAUCAAGAGAGACAGAGACGGAGAGACUUGGACAGAGGAAGUGUGUGUAGAGAGAGUGUGUAGAGACAGAGUGUCCGGGAAGGUUGGGCUGGUUUCAUUGUGUCGGGUCGACCGCCGGUUCCGGGCUCAUACAGACGACGUCCUGUAUUGGACCGGGCCUCGGAGACGACCUGCGACUGGACCUGAAAUCUGCUCUACCUGCGGGCGUGGAAAGGGAGGAGUACACCUCACAUAAGGGACAAAUGAGUGAUUGUCAAAAAAAAGAGUGAUUAUUUUUUUAAAUAAGACAACUGGGUGGGUAAAGAGUUAUUUUUAGCCUUGCUGUUUCAUGUAAAGUAAGAAGUGGGAGAGAGUCUGUUUUCUUUUUGAGCGCCACACCGCUGCCGUUACUUUCACAUCAUGUCCAACUCUUGCAUCGCUCUUCUGAGUCCUACUGUUAAGUGUUUUAUUUAUUACGGGGCUGCUAUUUUCAUUCAUGAACAAUUUCCACGAAACCAGUAGCCCUUUGACUUCGUUCCUCUUUUCUUUUACAGUGUUCAGCAGAUGGGCCACAUGUCCCAGGGGGCAAGGCUUUAUAUUAGGCAAGAAUGUUGGCAAAACCAAUUCUGACAAAUGUUUAACACUAACUCCGAAUUUUCUGGCUGCGAUCGCCUGUUCAGAGCUCAAGUCCAGAUCCAGAAGGUACAUUUUUGUUUAGUAUAAAGCAUCAUAACUCCUGUUGACAUCAAAUCUAAACGUGAGCCUGCACACACACAACAUUUGAAGAUUCGAUUGUCUGUAGUUUAUAUAAAAGUGAAUUAGUAUUGCCACACCCCCCCCUCCUUAUGUUUCCUCCAUUGUUUUUCCUGAGGGGGGCCUGGGGGGAGAAGCUGUGAAAUCAUUCAUCCUACUUUGUAACCAAAGAUGCAAAGCUGUGUAAAUGGAUUAUUUUUAAAUGCACACAUGUAUUUUUGUUUUUUGUUUUGUUACUUCCUCUUUCACAGAAUCUUUUUUUUUUUGUUGCUGUUCGGCAUGUUCUGCAUGUUCUGUAAUCUUCAAACCACUUUCUUACCUCAUUUUUAUUCAGCACUCUUAUUGUAAGAUAGUCUGUGAACAGUGUAAAUGGGAUGGGGGGGGCGGGGGUAAAAAAAACAACGCUGUGGCACAGAAAGAAAAAAAAAAUCCUAGUGUUAUUGACACUAGUCACAGAAAAAUGAAGUGAGCCAUGUUUUGUUCAUUUAAAUGGUGUUUGAAUUUCAUAUGCCAAUAGUUUUGUUACAUUGCAAAUUUUAAUGUAUUUAAAUAAAAGCAAUAUUCAGAUUCCAUAA
This is a messenger RNA of Hippoglossus stenolepis (Pacific halibut), 4575 nucleotides long. RefSeq names its product TSC22 domain family protein 2. NCBI's taxonomy places the organism in Eukaryota, Metazoa, Chordata, Actinopteri, Pleuronectiformes, Pleuronectidae. The coding region runs from base 696 to 3032 and encodes 778 amino acids. The transcript is spliced from 4 exons. Gene Ontology annotation, biological process: regulation of transcription by RNA polymerase II. The record is from RefSeq and is a predicted model, not a curated record.